This is a messenger RNA of Lactuca saligna, 567 nucleotides long. The record is from the annotation of a GenBank genome assembly. Lineage: Eukaryota; Viridiplantae; Streptophyta; Magnoliopsida; Asterales; Asteraceae.
AUGAAACACGCGUUUUUUAAGGCGGGAUUUCACCCCGCCUAUUGGAUCCCAAAAAUCAAACCCCCUCGUCUCUUCCGAUUAGCAAGAAAAAGCCCUAGGGCCUUCAUCUUCAUAGCAGCAUCGCACCACCACCAAACCUCCAAUCUCGCACCGCCAAGUCGAGAGCAACAAUUCCGUCAAGAAUGUCAAAUACAUGAUACAGGGUUUCAAUUGGGAUUUCCUCCUCCAUACUCGAUCCCUACUUCUACUCUCUACGCAUAUCAGAUAGGAUCCGUUCUUUCUCCCCUUUUCUCCUUCUUUUUCUUUGUUUUCUCAGCAUCUAUCGUAUUCGGAUGUAGCACAUCCCAAACUCGGGUUUUAACCAAAGCCGAUAGAGCCAUUGACGAAAUCUUUGGAUUCGGUCAACAAGGACAAUCUGUAAUCGCGCAGCUUUCUUCACAAGGGAUCGCUCCAGAUGCUUUCCCUUAUUGUCUCGUCGGAAACGGUGGUGGUGGUGGGAUUUUGGUUCUGGGUCAGAUAAUCGAGCCAACCAUGGUGUAUACUCCAUUAAUCCAGUCACAGCUAUGA